This is a messenger RNA of Penicillium macrosclerotiorum, 2151 nucleotides long. RefSeq names its product Multicopper oxidase type 2. Bases 1 to 2151 code for a protein of 716 amino acids. The transcript is spliced from 5 exons. The record is from RefSeq and is a predicted model, not a curated record. NCBI's taxonomy places the organism in Eukaryota, Fungi, Ascomycota, Eurotiomycetes, Eurotiales, Aspergillaceae. Gene Ontology annotation, molecular function: oxidoreductase activity; copper ion binding.
AUGGCGCCGUUAAGGGCACUUUUGGCCUUGGCUGGCUCUGGAAUCAUUCCUUUAGCCGUGGCAAAGCAGGUACAUUUUGAUCUGGAUCUGACAUGGCAACAGGGCGCACCAGACGGAAAUGUACGCGAUAUGAUUUUUAUGAAUGAUCAGUUCCCUGGCCCUGAGCUUCGGAUAGAUCAAGGCGAUGACGUUGAGGUUGUUGUUCACAAUAAUUUGCCUUUCAAUACGUCACUCCACUUCCACGGAAUUGAGCAACAUAAUACACCAUGGUCCGACGGUGUGCCUGGUCUUACUCAAAAGCCAAUCCUGCCUGGGCACAGUUGGACAUAUCGAUGGAAGGCUACCCAGUAUGGAACCUAUUGGUAUCAUGCACAUGCUCGUUCCGAGGUUAUGGACGGUCUUUAUGGCCCCAUCUGGAUCAACCCAGCACCUACUACCCCAACUCCGUUCCAUUUUAUUUCAAAUGAUCCAUCCGAUAUUGCCGCAAUGAAAAAAGCAGAGAAAAACCCUCAACUCAUCAUGGUAUCUGACUGGGACCAUUUGACGGCUGCACAAUAUCAAAAGGUGCAGGAAGACAGCCGAUUGGAUAUUAUUUGUAUGGACAGUGUCCUCGUCAACGGACGUGGAGCCGUUUAUUGUCCAGGAACGUCAAACAUCUCAAGCGUGGAGCUUCCCUAUUUGAAAACUGCGCUCGACAAUCAGCCUCUUACUGACAAGGGAUGCUUACCCAACAUUUACCAAACGCAAGGCAACUUUCCUCCAACCCACCCUGAAAAUAUUCCGGCUGGGCUCAACUCUGGUUGCACACCUACGGAAGGCUUGCAUGAAAUUAUCGAAGUUGACCCCAAUGAUAAAUGGGUUAGCCUUAAAUUCAUAAGCGCUGCCUCUUUGAAAUCCUUGAUGUUCUCCAUUGACGAGCACUCAAUGUACAUCUACGAAGUGGAUGGCUCUUACAUUGAGCCACUACGUGCGGAUAGCGCUGCAAUCUAUAGCGGUGAGCGAUAUGCUGCUAUGGUAAAGCUUGACAAAGCAUGGAAGGACUACACUAUUCGAAUCCCUGACACCCAAGGUGACCAGAUCAUCUCCGGGUUUGCCACCCUUCGGUAUAAGGGAUCUUCAGACAGCAGUCCUUCUAUUCCCUAUAUCAAUUAUGGAGGACAGAACACGUCUGAAUCUGUUGUUCCUUUGGAUCCGAAGUCUAUGAAGCCUUAUCCUCCUGUCACGAUUCCUGAUUAUGCUGAUCAGUUGGUGAAUCUGACUCUUGGCCGCUGGGGAUCCGCUUACACAUGGACUACCUCUGGAAACGCACUCUACGACGUCAUGGCCAAUUGGGACAACCCUAUUCUCUACGACCUUAAUGCCAGAGAUAAUCUGGCGGAUCAGGUUACGAUUCAAACCAAGAAUGGCACUUGGGUUGAUUUAUUGCUGCAGCUAGGGGACAUGCCCAAUACUUCAUCUACUCAACCCCCUCACGUGAUGCACAAGCAUUCCAAUAAAGCUUACAUUCUUGGUGUUGGACCGGGCUUCUUCCACUGGUCCAGCACAGAAGAAGCAGCAGCUGAGCAUCCUGAGUUUUUCCAACUAGAAAAUCCUCAGAUGAGAGACACUUUUGUUACAAAUAGCCCCGGCGGUCCAAUUUGGAUGAUGAUUCGUUACCAGGUCGUCAAUCCUGGUCCAUUUUUGUUUCACUGUCACGUUGAGACUCAUUUGUCUAAUGGUAUGGCCGUUGCUUUGCUUGAUGGGAUUGAUGCAUGGCCUCAGGUUCCAGAUGGCGAAGAUCAAAGUCCUGAUUUGUCAGAGCCAUCUGCUCAGAGUAAGAGCUCAGCCCAAAGUUCACGCCUGUCAUCUAGUCAAACACGGACCAGCAGCCAAAAUGAUGGAUUCUGGACCCCCCCUCCGUCGAGUUCGAUGACAAGUACAUCUACCCGCAGCCAGAAUGAUGGGUUUUGGACCCCUCAACCAAGCUCUAGCUCUCUUACACCUACCCCCACCCCAACUGCAUCUAUCUCUGCUCCUAUUCUAUCAAGCUCUACUCCAGUUCGACCAAGCUCGGUUCCCACACCAGCUGCUUCGGUGCUUACUCAGGAUACUCCGAAUCCUUUGAUUGAGCCCGAAACUUCUUGGAUUCAAUCUGAGGCUGACCUUUACUGA